Aphanomyces invadans is the source of this 1505-nucleotide messenger RNA. RefSeq lists its product as hypothetical. The coding region runs from base 16 to 1458 and encodes 480 amino acids. The transcript has 10 exons. Lineage: Eukaryota; Oomycota; Saprolegniomycetes; Saprolegniales; Verrucalvaceae. Gene Ontology annotation, molecular function: protein binding. The record is from RefSeq and is a predicted model, not a curated record.
GCGCACGCAUCCAGGAUGACGACAACGGAGAAGGAGAAGGGUGCCAAGCAAUUCCAUCAGCAGAAGAAGGUCAUCCAGCGUUUGCUCACCAGUGCCAACGAUGGUGACGUGAACGAGCUGGAAGCCUCCAUCCGCGCCAUCUUGGACUCGACGGCCAACGUGUCGGUCGAAGAUAUCUUGACGGACUUUAAGGAUGCGCACAAGCGGUCUGCAAUCCAUUUCGCUGCACUCAACGGUCGUCGCAAGGUGAUCGCGUACAUCUUGGAACACGCACCAGGUGCAUUGAACGCCGUCGACGAAGACGGCCGCACGCCCUUGUUGUAUGCUAUCAAGUCCAACGAAUUCGCGUCCGCCAAAGUGCUGCUGGACGCAGGUGCUAACCCGAACAUCGUCGAGUCGAACGGGACGUCCUGUUUGCAUGAAGCAGCCGCCCACGGGUCUGUCCGCGCCAUUAAAGCCCUUUUGGACCGCGGAGCCAACUUGAACGCGUCGACCAAGAACGGCACGCCUUUGCACAUUGCGGUCAGCGAAGGACACGACAAGGCCGUGGACGCCCUCGUCGAAGCUGGCGCAGACGUCAACACUCGAAACGAUCAUGGGAUCACGCCACUGCUCUUGGCCACUUUGAUGCGCAAACCCCACGUUGUCACCAACCUGCUUCGUCACGGCGCCGACAUGCAGAUUUGCAUUAUGCCUGGGGUGACCCCCUUGCACGUGGCGGCCGAAACGGGGUUUGCCGAUGUUGUGUCGAUCAUGUUGGACGUGCGGGCCGACGAGACGAAACAAAUUGCCAACCAACGCACCGACGCCGGAGUCACUCCGUUGCAGUUGGCAGCAGGGCUUGGCCACAACGAGGUCGUUGCGAUUUUGAAGCCUCUCACCGCGGGCUUUGAGUCGCGCGACACGGCCGAGUUGAUCGCGACCGAACAAGCUCGAGUUGCCACCGAGUCGGCGGAACCGAUCAAAGCCCCCAAGAGUGACAAAGACCAAGCGCCGACGCCGUCCGACAUUGUGGAUGAGCCUGUCGAGAUGCCAGAAGCAAUUGAAGUCGACGCGUCUGCGCAAGCGAACGCGACGGCGCUGAAAGACGAAGGCAACAAGCUGUUUGUCCAAAAGAAAUAUGUCGAGUCGAUUGCGUUGUACACACAAGCAAUUGCGUUGGCCCCACGGGACCCGUUCCUGUACAGCAACCGAUGCGCCGCGCUGUUGGCAGCCAACCGUGCUCAAGAUGCCUUGCGCGACGUGCGCAUUUCGAAAGCGCUCAAGCCCGACUGGCCCAAGGCGCUAUUCCGCGAAGGCCAAUGCCUGGAAGCGCUGAAGCGUUACGAAGACGCGGCGUGCGCGAUGUGGGCGGCAAUGCAGCUCGCGCCAGAUGACAAGUUGAUCAAGAAGCGAUUCCAGGACUGUGUCAAGCGAGGUCGAGAGGAAUUUCAAGCGUCGUCGGCAGCUAAACCGUAGACGAUAUCGCACCUUUCACUCUUAUCCCUUGCUUUGCUUAUCCCUUG